AUGUCGGAAUCGUCGGAAUACGAAAGUGACGUCGCGUCGCUUCCAAGCGAUUCUGAGGACUACAGCUCCGAAGAAAUUGUGCUCGACGACGACCCUUAUUCCACAGACCCUCUACCACUUGACCCUGCUGCAGGUCGUGCUGCAGGUGAAGGUGCAGCCAGUGAAAGCGAGCCGUCCGAUAGCGACGACACUUUCGGAUGCCUCUGCACUCGCUGCAGUCCAGUGGAACCCGAUGAACGCCGGUGCUGCAGUUCUGUUGAUCGGGUGUCGGCUGUCUGUGAGGGUGCCGGGGUCAAUUGUAUCACCGAUCACCCACUCUUCAAUGACAUUUGUCUGCGGAGGGAGCUCCUGGUUGUCUAUGCUCCAGUGUUUUGCCGUGAUGACCGUCGCAUGCGUGUUCUCGAGCCAUCUGACAAUAGGUACUGUGUCUAA
Molecule: messenger RNA, 432 nt
Organism: Ornithodoros turicata
Lineage: Eukaryota; Metazoa; Arthropoda; Arachnida; Ixodida; Argasidae
Exons: 2
Coding region: 1-432 (143 amino acids)
Source: RefSeq, a predicted model, not a curated record